GUUCCUAUGCUGCUGUACAUCGCUGUGGCGGUAUCAUUCCUCUUUGGAGAUUACACAAGGUCGUACAUCAGCUGCCCCAUUGGGAUCCACAUGGUCGGGUUUGUCAUGGCGGCCUACGGGGCUGUAAAUGCAUUUGGAACCUUCGUGUCAAGUCGAGUAGCUAAGUACACUGGACGCCAUGUGUUAAUUGCGACGGCGGCGCUGAUACAUGCUGCUGUCUUUACUACACUAUACCUCUGGACGCCAAACGAGACGGAUACAAAAUAUAUAAUCCUGUUGCCUCUUGGCUGGGCAAUUGCUGAUAGUAUUUUCCUGCCACAGAUAAUAUCAUUGGUUGCUCUGUAUUUCCCAGAAAAGAAGGAACCGGCGUUUGCUAACGCCCACACAUGGUUAGCCCUUGGCUCGACGUUGACGUUCGCUCUGAGCAGCAUCUUAUGUGUUUAUGUCAAACUGUACACCAUGUUCGCCCUGUUGGUGACCGGUAUUGGGAUGUAUAUAGUGGCAGAGAUACUUUACAAAAUGGAAACAAAGAAAAACACGAGAAUAAACGAAUAAAAUGGA
Haliotis rubra (blacklip abalone) is the source of this 561-nucleotide messenger RNA. RefSeq names its product protein unc-93 homolog A-like. Gene Ontology annotation, biological process: transmembrane transport. Bases 7 to 555 code for a protein of 182 amino acids. NCBI's taxonomy places the organism in Eukaryota, Metazoa, Mollusca, Gastropoda, Lepetellida, Haliotidae. Gene Ontology annotation, molecular function: transmembrane transporter activity. The record is from RefSeq and is a predicted model, not a curated record. The transcript has 3 exons.